Molecule: messenger RNA, 1810 nt
Organism: Gastrolobium bilobum
Lineage: Eukaryota; Viridiplantae; Streptophyta; Magnoliopsida; Fabales; Fabaceae
Product: probable pectinesterase/pectinesterase inhibitor 47
Exons: 3
Coding region: 1-1722 (573 amino acids)
Biological process (GO): cell wall modification
Molecular function (GO): pectinesterase activity; pectinesterase inhibitor activity
Source: RefSeq, a predicted model, not a curated record
AUGUCAUGCCCCCAAAUUUCCCUCUCUUUCUCCAUUCUCUUCUUAGUCCUCUUAGCACCAUUACUCCUAGCACAAUCUCCAUCUCCUCCUCCUCCAAACCAUGCUUCUCUUUCUCCUUCUUCUGCUUGCAAAUCCACAUUGUAUCCAAAACUAUGCCGUGCAAUACUCUCAGCUAUUCGUUUCUCACCUUCUGAUCCAUAUGGUUAUGGCAAGUUCUCUAUCAAACAAAGCCUCAAACAAGCAAGGAAACUAGCCAAAGUGUUUGAGGACUUCCUCAAACGACACCAAUCUUCUUCUCUCAACCAUGCAGAGGUUGCUGCAUUAGGUGAUUGUAGAGACCUCAACAAUCUCAAUGUGGAUUACUUGGGGUCCAUCUAUGAGGAACUCAAAUCAGUUGGUUCUUCUGAUACAGAGUUGGUUGAGAAAAUUGAAAGUUAUCUAAGUGCUGUUGCUACCAACCACUACACUUGCUAUGAUGGAUUGGUUGUGACUAAAAGCAACAUUGCAAAUGCUCUAGCAGUGCCACUUAAGGAUGUGACACAGUUGUACAGUGUGUCACUUGGGUUGGUCUCUGAGGCUCUAAAUAGAAACCUCAAAAAGCUUAAGACCCGCAAACAUGGCCUUCCCACUAAGGCCUUCAAGGUCAGGCAGCCACUUGAGAAGCUCAUCAAGCUUCUUCGCACAAAGUAUAGUUGCAAUAAAUUAUCCAAUUGUACUAGAACUCAAAGGAUUUUGAAAGAAAAUGAAAGCCGAGGAAUUCUACUCAACGACUUUGUUUUUGUGAGCCCUUAUGAGACAGACAACUACACUUCCAUUGGAGAAGCUAUUGGUGCUGCCCCCAAUAACACAAAUCCACAAGAUGGUUAUUUUCUUAUCUAUGUUAGAGAAGGGUACUAUGAGGAAUAUGUAAUUGUUCCCAAAGAAAAGAAGAAUAUCCUACUAAUUGGAGAUGGUAUUAACAAGACUGUCAUCACAGGGAACCAUAGUGUCAUAGAUGGUUGGACAACUUUCAAUUCUUCCACCUUUGCUGUUGCUGGAGAAAGAUUUAUAGCAGUGGAUGUUACAUUCAGAAACACAGCUGGUCCAGAAAAACACCAAGCUGUAGCAGUAAGAAACAAUGCUGAUCUCUCCACAUUCUACCGUUGCAGUUUUGAAGGAUAUCAAGACACACUUUAUGUUCACUCUUUGAGGCAAUUCUACAGGGAAUGUGAUAUCUAUGGUACUGUUGACUUCAUUUUUGGCAAUGCUGCUGUGGUCUUCCAGAGUUGUAACAUAUAUGCAAGAAAACCUAUGCCAAACCAGAAGAAUGCUUUCACAGCACAAGGAAGAACUGAUCCUAAUCAAAACACUGGGAUUUCAAUCCAAAACUGCACAAUUGAUGCUGCACUAGACUUGGCCAUGGACUUGAAUUCUACUCAAAGUUACUUAGGUAGGCCUUGGAAGGAGUAUUCAAGAACUGUUUAUAUGCAGUCAUAUAUUGGUGAUCUAAUUCAACCUGCUGGAUGGUUAGAGUGGAAUGGCACAGUUGGGUUAGACACCCUCUUUUAUGGUGAGUUCGACAACUAUGGACCCGGUUCUAAUACUAGCAAUAGAGUUCAAUGGGGUGGUUAUAGUGUGUUGAAUGCUACUCAAGCUUGGAACUUUACAGUGGUUAAUUUUACUUUGGGAGAUACAUGGCUUCCUGAUACAGAUAUACCUUACGUUGAAGGAUUGCUAAAUUAGAUAACUCAAAUUUUAUAUUGAAAAAAUAAAUUUGAUUCAUUAUUGGUUAGAUGUAAUGUAACUAUAUAAUUUUCAUUUUAAGGAAGAG